Molecule: messenger RNA, 694 nt
Organism: Rosa rugosa (rugosa rose)
Lineage: Eukaryota; Viridiplantae; Streptophyta; Magnoliopsida; Rosales; Rosaceae
Product: histone H4
Exons: 2
Coding region: 152-463 (103 amino acids)
Biological process (GO): nucleosome assembly
Cellular component (GO): nucleosome
Molecular function (GO): DNA binding; protein heterodimerization activity; structural constituent of chromatin
Source: RefSeq, a predicted model, not a curated record
CAUCACACGGAUCGACCCCCAUUUCCCAAACCCACACCUCCUCCUAUAAAUACCCCCUCUAUAAUUCCAAUCACUCCCAUCCAUUCGCAAAAGCAACCAAUCUGUCUCCUACUCUUAAGCAAAUCCAAUUUCUGAUUUGAGCUGAGCAACGAUGUCCGGCCGCGGCAAGGGAGGCAAGGGUUUGGGCAAAGGAGGAGCCAAGCGUCACAGGAAGGUCCUCCGCGAUAACAUCCAGGGCAUCACCAAGCCCGCCAUUCGCCGUCUGGCUCGCCGUGGCGGCGUCAAGCGUAUCUCCGGCCUGAUCUACGAGGAGACACGUGGCGUGCUCAAGAUCUUUCUCGAGAACGUCAUCCGUGACGCCGUCACUUACACUGAGCACGCUCGGAGGAAGACCGUCACCGCCAUGGAUGUCGUCUAUGCUUUGAAGAGGCAGGGUAGGACCCUUUACGGGUUCGGGGGUUAGGGUUUCUGGGGAUCAAAGUCUUGCCGUCAAGAAUAGAUUAAGCAGUGCUGUUGGUUGGUAAUGGAAGAAGUAGUGGUAUUAGGGUUUAGGUUUCUAUGGUCUUCUAUUUUGUAAUUAGUAGUCUGGUUUGGGCUUCUGGGAAUCUGAAUGGGUUUCUGCUAGUUUGUAAUUUGCAAUUCCUUCUCUGAAUUGCGGUUUCUGAAGAAAUUGAAAAGCCUGUUCCUUUUGUUA